AAGUCUGUGACUUUCACAACUGCCAAAAAAAUAAUCAGCAGAAGAAGAGAAAGAAGCGAUGACGAAGAAGAAGACGACGACGCCGGAAAUCGCCAUUUUAUAGUUAGACGGAGCAGAAAAGAAGGAUCGAGAAACGUUACUAAAGGUGAGCCAAGAUGGGGAAUUUUGCUAGUCUGUUUAAGGGAUUGUUUGGCAAAAAAGAGAUGAGGAUCCUGAUGGUAGGACUGGACGCUGCUGGAAAAACCACUAUACUGUACAAGCUCAAACUGGGAGAAAUUGUUACCACCAUCCCCACCAUCGGUUUUAAUGUUGAAACUGUGGAGUUCAAGAACAUCAGUUUUACUGUGUGGGACGUCGGUGGUCAAGACAAGAUCCGGCCACUGUGGAGGCAUUACUUUCAAAACACCCAAGGACUUAUCUUUGUAGUGGACAGUAAUGACAGAGAGCGAAUCGGUGAGGCGAAGGAAGAACUGAUGCGGAUGCUGGCUGAGGAUGAGCUGAGGGAUGCCGUGCUACUUGUGUUCGCCAACAAACAGGACCUGCCCAACGCUAUGAACGCUGCUGAGAUUACAGACAAGCUGGCCCUGCACUCGCUGCGUCACCGUAACUGGUAUAUCCAGGCCACAUGCGCCACUAGUGGGGAUGGUCUCUAUGAGGGUCUGGACUGGCUUUCAAGCCAGCUGAAGAAUGCAAAAUGAUCAAUCACCCCCCUCCUGUCCGUCUUUUCAGCCGGCAGUGUAAUGGGAGGCCGCACUGGUACUCUGGUGUCACUUGCCUCUUUUCUUUACUCUUUUUCUGAAGCGUUGUACCUUUGGCCAGUGCUCCCCUCCAUUAGUGUACUGUAUGGGUGUGUUUGGAUGAGUAUUUUCAGAUGCAUGGAUGAAGGAAUGCGUGCGUGUACGAGUGUGUGAGCCAAGUGGGAGCAGCCCUGCUGUGCCUUGAACACAGUAACUCUCGAAGGCCUCCUCCCUCCAGUGUGAGCACAUCCAAAGACAGUGGUUUCCACGAAGCAAAGAACUGGGUGGUGCCUCCCGAGUCAUCUCUCAACAAUGGCCACGUCAAUUUUUUUUUUCUCAUCUGCCAAUGACAUCAGCACCUUUUUGUCUACAGCCAGCACCAAACAGAAACAGCACCACUGUUUCCUGUUUCUUGAUUAUUUGACAUUUAGAGCAAACCCUGAAUGUUUGCUGAUUUGGCAUCUGCUCCAGAUGUUUGAAUAGAAGUGGAAUUAAAUCCUAAAUUCACUCCCAAUGGAACUAAAAAUUCUGACAAUAAUAUUUAUUUUUAUUAGCCUUUUAGGAUAAGGUGCAUUAUUUCCAGCCCAUUCCAUAUUUUUGACAUCUCUUACAUGUGGUGGUGUUUUGAGUGUAACUGCAAGUCAACUGGAACAACAAGGCCUUUUUAGUGUUGCUCCCACACUGGCUUUAUUUUACUGGUAGUCUUAUUGUCUUGUAUUUGGGGGUGGGGCCUGUUUUUUUUUUUUUAUUGUUUGUAUUUUGUUACUGUUAAUGCACGUAUGACCCGGUUUACUUUAGCAUGAGCUGUCGUGCCAGGUGUGCAGCCUUAUGAUUUAAAAAGCUUUUGGGACCAAUUGGUUGGUUUUAGAAUGGGUUCAUUGUGUUGGAGUGAGUUUUGUGCUCGUCUGCAUAGCGUGACGUUGGCCCCCUCCUGUGAGGACACACAUGCUCUUAACUAGUUCGCCAUACGCAGUACAGUCGAAUGGGAAGCCUUCGCUCCAGCCCGUCGCGUGACUCAGCACUGUAAACGCCUCGUCAUGCUUCGGGCUUCGUGGUGUUCUCCCUGCGUCUCUUCAGGGCACUUCCCCUACUGUUAUUUACAACAUACGCCUCGCAACCUCAUCAGCUUGCACAACACAGGCCUGUCUGAAGAUACGACAACCAACCCCAGUGCUCUACACCAGCAGAUGGUCGAAUGUUACACCGGUUAGUAACGCAGGACUUCCCCCACACGCCUGUUGAUCCCAAAUGGCCCCUCAUUAACAGGAUGAUACUGAACAGCGCACGCCAAUUGAGUGAAGGUGACUUUAAGGUCAUAUCACACUGACCUCCAAAGGGAAAUGACUUUUCCCAUUUUUGAUUUUUCUUUACCAACUGGAUAUUUUCUUAGAUUUAGUAACCGAAUGACUAAUCCCUUGGGCUUUCUUUGUCCUUAUGUUAUCUUAGCUCCUAUACGUCCGUAGGGUUCAUAGGAUACGUUACAUAAUUAAGUAUACGGCAAGAAAUACAAAUGUAUAUAAUGUGUAAGAAAAUGUAUUUUAACGUGACACCAUCCACUUACCCUUGUUCAGAUGUGAAGCUUUAAUUUUCAGGAUGCUUUCUGUACAAAUGACAAGGUAUGUGCAUGUGGAUUUCUUAAGUACCUUUACGCUUUUAUUUUUAAGCUCAUCUUGUAACAUCUGAUAAAUGCACUGUAAUAAAAAGAGAUCUAUUGUACGUGGGCUUUUGAUUAAAGCGUCUUUAAAACGAAUGUAAAGGUACUGAAUAAACCAAAUCCUCCAUACGUA
Molecule: messenger RNA, 2524 nt
Organism: Betta splendens (Siamese fighting fish)
Lineage: Eukaryota; Metazoa; Chordata; Actinopteri; Anabantiformes; Osphronemidae
Gene: arf2a
Product: ADP-ribosylation factor 2a
Exons: 5
Coding region: 156-698 (180 amino acids)
Biological process (GO): vesicle-mediated transport; intracellular protein transport
Cellular component (GO): plasma membrane; cytoplasm
Molecular function (GO): GTPase activity; GTP binding
Source: RefSeq, a predicted model, not a curated record